Carya illinoinensis is the source of this 1824-nucleotide messenger RNA. Its product is annotated as cytochrome P450 705A5-like. The transcript is spliced from 2 exons. The record is from RefSeq and is a predicted model, not a curated record. Gene Ontology annotation, molecular function: iron ion binding; heme binding; oxidoreductase activity, acting on paired donors, with incorporation or reduction of molecular oxygen, NAD(P)H as one donor, and incorporation of one atom of oxygen. Bases 51 to 1664 code for a protein of 537 amino acids. Lineage: Eukaryota; Viridiplantae; Streptophyta; Magnoliopsida; Fagales; Juglandaceae. Gene Ontology annotation, cellular component: membrane.
AUGUCAUCAUGUAACCAUGCAGAAAGACGGAGACUGCUAGCUACAGAGCCAUGGCUUCCCUGAGUACCCUCACUAACACCCAAUACUAUUUUCUCUGUUUAUUCCUAUGGGUCCUUUCUAUCUUCCUAAUUCGAUCCUUUUUCAGAAAAUCCACGAAGAAAGUAGCUGCCAAUGAUCUCCACCUCCUUCCAAGCCCACCAGCCCUCCCACUCAUCGGCCACCUACACCUCCUUGGUUCCUCCCUGUACAAAUCCUUGCACAAUCUCUCCCUCAAACAUGGUCCCCUCUUCUGCCUCCGGAUUGGCCCUUCUCGGACCAUGCUAGUAGUUUCAUCGGCCUCCGUCGCCACCGAAGUGUUUAAAGCCAAUGAUCUUGCCAUUUCAAACCGCCCCGCUCUUGCUUUCAUAGAUGAAACACCUUAUGGGCGUGCCGGAUUCUUCAACGCCCCCUAUGGCAAGUACUGGAGGUUCAUGAAGAAGCUUGCCAUGACACAAUUGCUUAAUACUACGCAGAUUGAACGUUCACGCUCUAUUCGACGCGAAGAACUUGUACAACUUUUGUGCAGACUGUUCGACAGUGCUCAGAGAAGAGAGCUAGUUGAUUUGGGCACUGAGUUCGUGAAAUUUACAAACAAUUCCACCUGCAGGAUGGCGAUGAGCGCGAAGGUUUCAGGUGAUAGUAGUGAAGCUGAGCAGAUUAGGGCAUUGGUGAAGGAGUCUAUGCAGUUAGGGUCCAAGAUUUAUUUAGGGGAGAUCUUGGGGCCUUUGAAGAGGUUGACUUUUUGGCUAUAUGGGAAGCAGACUGUAGAUGUUUGCAAGAGGUACGAUGCGAUUCUGGAAAGGUUAUGGAAGGAGCACGAGGAAAGCGGGAAGCGAGAGAAUGAGGAUUUGAUGGAUAUACUAAUAAAGGUAUAUAAAGAUGAGAAAGCUGACUUCAAGAUGAACAGAAUCCAUAUCAAGGCUUUCUUGCAAGAUCUUUUCAUUGCUGGCACUAGUACCUCUGCGGAUGUCUUGCAAUGGACGAUGUCGGAGCUCAUCAACCAUCCUCAGAUGUUCAAGAAGCUUAGAGAUGAAAUAGUUUCUGUCGUUGGCACUGGUACUAGACUGGUUGAGGAAAUGGAUGUCCCAAAUCUCCCUUACUUGCAAGCAGUUGUCAAAGAAACACUAAGAUUGUACCCACCAAUUGGUGUGACAGCAAGAGAGUGCCGUGAAGAUUGUAAGAUAAAAGGCUAUCACGUAUCCCAAAAUACUAUGUUGGCAAUCAAUCUUUACAGCAUAAUGCGAGACCCAGAAGUUUGGGACAAUCCAAAUGAGUUUCGACCAGAGAGGUUCUUGGUUUCUAAUAAUUCUAAGUUACUACAUGAUAAGAACCAAAAUCAUGAGAAUGAACUCACAGGCCGUCAAAGUUUGAUUGAUUAUGUUCCAUUUGGGGGUGGAAGGAGAGGGUGCCCUGGCUCAAUUUUAGCAUACAGCACAAUAAAUCAAACAAUUGCGGCCAUAGUUCAAUGCUUUGAUUGGAAGGUUGGAGGUGGAGGAGAUCAUGAUCUGGAGCAGCCUAAGGUGGAUAUGGAAGUUGAGAAUUCUGGCUUUGGUUUAUGCAAGGCUCAAUCACUUGUAUGCCUUCCUUUGGUUCACUUCAACCCCUUUGCUGCUAAUUCAAUGUAAAAUCAAAUAUAUAGACUAGAAUAAUUGCUCUAAAGCAUGCCCUAAAACAAGUUGUAUGUAUAAUUAAGGAUUGUCCAAUUCAUAACCGGCCAGCUUGCAGGAUAUAUAUAUAUAUAUAUAUAUAUAUAAUAUAUUAUUCCUGUAGGGUAAGAAAUAAACC